Molecule: messenger RNA, 3121 nt
Organism: Nerophis lumbriciformis (worm pipefish)
Lineage: Eukaryota; Metazoa; Chordata; Actinopteri; Syngnathiformes; Syngnathidae
Gene: atf6
Product: activating transcription factor 6
Biological process (GO): regulation of transcription by RNA polymerase II; endoplasmic reticulum unfolded protein response
Cellular component (GO): nucleus
Molecular function (GO): DNA-binding transcription factor activity, RNA polymerase II-specific; RNA polymerase II cis-regulatory region sequence-specific DNA binding
Source: RefSeq, a predicted model, not a curated record
AUGUCAUACAAUACUCUACUUCCGGUCGGCUUCCAUAUGCUAUGACAGUAGUAAUGUCACGUCGCCUCGCUGUUGUUUCGUAAAUAAGUCACUAAUGAAUUUGACAAAAUAUGUCGUCCAACUUGACAUUAGACCUCGAAGACCAUCGACGUUGUUUCAUGAUGGGCAGCGAAGGAACUGGCUUUUCUAUGGACCACGGAAGCGAGUGGGACCUCAGUCUUUUUGAUGAGCUGGACUCCCUGGGAGAUGCAGACGAAUUGCUAAGGGCUCUCGACAACGUGGACUAUACCAACGGGGUUCCACAAUUUGACUUUGAUAUUGCCAUACCUCCAUGGCCUGAAGGGUACACAAGCAGCACCUGCACAGAUGGUGAUGUGAGCGUGCACUCUCUGUCACCUGCUCACACUGUCAGCUCGCUCCCUUCCCCCUCAGCUGCGGAAGCCCGAUCACCAUACGUCUUACACGAUGAGGCUCUGUCUCCACAAUCGCAGCUCUCGCCGGUGUCGGUGUGCUCCGAGUCCAGUGGCUUUUCUGAAAUCCCUCCCCAGGCCAAGAAAGCCCCAAAGAGAAACAGCCAGAACACAAGAGCCAAAGCAGCACAGCCAGUCAAGCGGCCCAUACAGAAUACCUCCAAAGUGUCCAUCCAGCCUAAACCGGUCAUUGCAGCUGUGUCAUUGGCUCAUGCAGCUGCUACCCUGCAGCCUAAGACCAUCAUCAUCCAGCCCCUCCAGACCACAGUACUGCCUGUGGUCAAGGCAGCUCCAAUCAGCAUCCAGCCAGCGCCCUCCCCAGGUCAGCCCAUCAUGCUGUCUCAACCGAGCCAGUUGCUACAGAUCAAAACCCCCCAGGUCGGCGUGGUUGCCAUGCCGACCCUGGGCCAGGACAGUUCCGUCACUGCUCCACCCAUGGUCUCCGUCACGCUUCAAAGCCCUUCUCCGGAUGACGACUCAAAGUUGUCCCAGCGGCAGCAGCGCAUGAUAAAGAACCGCGAGUCAGCGUCCCUAUCUCGGAAAAAGAAGAAAGAGUAUCUGCUCACGCUGGAGGCCCGCUUGCAACUGGCGCUGUCUGAGAACGCGGUGCUCAAGAGCGAGAACGGCAACCUCAAGAAGCAACUGGAAGGCCUGCUGAGUGAGAAUUCAGUGCUGAAGUCAACGGCUCCGAAGAGGCGAGCUGUGUGUCUCAUGGUGGUCUUGGUCUUCCUCGUGCUUAGCGUUGGACCAAUAAGUCAGCUUCAAGGCAACACAGACUCUGGGCUGGAGGUUGUGGCCGUGCAGCACGGCCGACACUUGUUGGGUUUCUCCCCAGAAACGGACACCGAGGCCCCCGGGAAUGGCGCCGCCGAGGUGGCCGACAGCUCUGAGGACAAGGCCCUGAUGGUGGUGAAGGAGCUGAACUUCCUCCGGCCACCGGCGCCAUGCCAGCCUCCUGUUAAUCGGACCAAGUGUUUAGAGUUGGCCCAUGAUUUGAAGGGGUGGGUCCACCGUCAUGAGGUAGAGCUGACCAAAUCCAGGCGCAUGAGUAACAACCACCUCAAGCACUCCAGGACCAUUCUGAAAACAGAAAAUAAGGAUGCAGAAAGCUCCCAGAUUGUGACCGUCAGAUACACAAAAACCGACGAAGACAAGACCCCUGGCCGUGAGCUACAAGUGUACUACGCACCCCAUCACACGUACAACGACUUCUUUGGCGAGAUCAACAGGCGUGGUGACACUUUUUACAUAGUGUCUUUCCGCAGGGAUCAUCUGCUACUUCCUGCCACCAACCACAAUAAAGGAAGUCGCCCCAAGAUGUCUGUAGUGUUGCCAGCCAUGAACAUAAACGACAGCAUCAUUGGAGACAAGGAGUUCGAGGUGAUGAUGCAGAUCGAUUGCGAAGUGACGGACACCCGGAUCCUCCACAUCCGCUCGGACAGCAUCCCGCCGAUGCUGCGCGUCAACCGCACACAGACGUUUUACCAGCGCUCGCCGACCGACGCCCAGACCGCCCCUCCCGUCGGCGUGCUCAUGGGCUCUGCUUAGGAUUCUCCGUGGAGCAAAGAAGAUAUUUCCCCUUUCUUUCUGAGUGGAAAUUAAGCGGACACCUCCUUUUUUUAUCGGGCCUGAAUUCCAGAGGUGGUGCGAGCCGGCUCGUUGUGUGGCUGCACAUAAGCCCAGACGUCCCACGUAGGAUAAUUGCUCAACAGCAGGGGGCUGAGCACUGAACCCUGAGUCACCCCGUCUCACACACACACACACACACACACAUGCCUUUUCACCAUCGCAGCUCUCUUCAGAUCUUUUUGUUCCUCGUUUCUGGAUCAACUAGACUUAAAAAAAAAAACUAUACUUCGAUGUGUACAAAAAAUCCAAACAAAACGUAAACUGUUCCUAUCUAUUGUUGCAUUAUUUAGAAGACAUAUGUGUUUAUUUAUAAAAUAAUGCUAAAUAGAAAAGCUGAGAGCGCAUGACCACUAUGUUUUUCUCUGAUGUUGAUCAAUGUUGUUUUGUUUUUGUUUUUAUACACUUGGGAUAGGCUCCAGCGACCCCGCCCGCCACCCCGAAAGGGACAAGCGGUAGAAAAAAUGGAUGGAUGGACAUUUGGGAGUGUUCUCAAACAGAUUCAGGUUCUGUACAUAUUUGUUUCUAUUCAUAAACAUUAAUAUAGAUAUUUUAUUUGGGGGAUUUUAAUCAAGUUUGUGUGUAUUACCAAAAGAAACGGCUAAAGAGAAAAAAAAAGGCUAAAUUGCACUUUUUGUAUUUGUUAGAAAAUAUGUAACGGGACUUAUGAAAAUGUUAUAGUAGUCUGCACUGCAGCACAAAUGCCCCUUCUUGAAUUUUUUAUUUAAUAUUAAAAAAUAAAUGGUUUAUUUUCAUGCAGUCACUUAUGCUCAAAGUCAGGGUUAGGCCACCUUUUUCAGUUUUAUAAAUGUAUGAUUUUUUUUAUUUUAUAUUAUUAACCGCUCCCCUUGUUUAUACAAAUUGCACAGCAGGCCAGAUAAAAUGCUGUCGUGUACCAUUUUCCGCCCAUGGGCCACAGGUUGCCUACCCUCUGUACUGUGAUUGUAAACAUCUACUUUCCGCAAACUAGAUGUUUCCACUGCAAGUCAAUUGUGCUUUUCGUUUAAAAUAAACACUGGAUUUUA